GUUUACUUGAUCUCGGAAACGAACAUUGUGCUGUUUCAGACUAUUGGAAUAGCAAUGGAUGAGAGUUGUCAGCGAAUGUAAAAUUGUUCAUCUUCCUCGUCUUUAACCAUGGCGAUGGUGGGAGGAGACCUAUUAGGGGAGGGGUCAAGUCCAGGUAGCACCGCCCCUACAGUUACCACGGGCUCCGCCUCCAGUCCUCAGAGUGAAGCUGUAACCAAUGAGCUGCAAGAACUGUCUCUACAGCCCACCCCCAACUUGCUUCCUAUUCAUGAAAGAAAGAAUGUGCUUCAACUCAGACUUCAGCAGAGAAGGACUCGAGAAGAACUUGUUAACCAAGGGAUCAUGCCACCACUGAAAAGUUCUGCUUCCUUUCACGAACAAAGACGAAGUUUAGAGCGAGCCAGGACUGAGGACUACCUGAAGAGAAAGAUUCGCAGUCGUCCAGAAAGAUCUGAGCUGGUCAGGAUGCACAUUUUAGAAGAGACAUCGGCUGAGCCCUCUCUUCAAGCCAAGCAACUUCUGCUAAAACGUGCCCGUCUGGCCGAUGACCUGAAUGAUAAAAUCUCCCAGCGGCCCGGACCAAUGGAGCUCAUUCACAAAAACAUCCUUCCAGUACACAGCAGCCUCAAACAAGCCAUCAUAGAAACCCAGUUUCCAAAAGUCGAGAGCUCAUCGUUCGACGAGGAAAGCAGUGAUGCGUUCUCGCCUGACCAAAUAGUCUGUCAAGACUCUCCUCCUCCUGGCUCCACCCACUUACCGUCUCCACCUGCGAUACCUGCCAGUGAAACCACACCCAAAAAGGUCCCGCCCGCUCCUCCUCCACCUCCACUGCCAAAUACAUCUGGCCCCGCCCCCCAGCAGAAACUGGCCAAUGGUACAACAGGCCAAAAGCAAGCUUCUGCAUUGCAAAAGGGUUGUAAAGCGUCAAGCGAGCGGCCCAUUCAGCGCACUAAAAAGGUAAAGGACAAUAAGCCAAAGGUAAAGAAGCUGAAAUACCACCAGUACGUUCCUCCGGAUCAGAAGGCCGAGCGUGAUCCUCCACCAAUGCUCGACUCCUCCUACGCCAAACUCCUCUAUCAGCAGCAACUCUUCCUUCAGCUGCAGAUCAUCAACCAACAGCAGCAAAACUACAACUACCCUACCAUCCUACCGGCACCGCCCAAGCCUCCAGCUGACCAACAGCCUCCUUCAGCCAAUGGCUCUUCACCAUCCAGGAAUGCCCCGCCCCCUCAAUUAACAUCCACUACUUUCCACCUUACCACAAAAUUUGGGCCUCUGCCUCCCAACUUGGAUGAGCUAAAGGUGGCAGAGCUGAAGCAGGAGCUGAAACUGCGUGGCUUGACCGUAUCCGGAACCAAAAAUGACCUUAUCGAACGGCUGAAGAACUUUGAGGAACAAAACGGUGGAAAUAUGCCAACAUUUUCAAGCAGCAACACAACACAACAGCAACCAGGCCCACCCUCAGGCACAGUCCCUGCCGUGGGAGGGGCCUCUUCCCCUCGGCAAUCAACGGACGGCAAUACGGUGGCUUUUUCGAUCCCAUUGGCUGCCACUGCAGAACAGGGCAGGACUAGGGCGACAGCUCCGCAGAUGAUGCCGUUUGGCAGCACUAGCUCCUCCCCUCCCGUUUCGCCCACUCACUCUGAGCGCUCAUUGGCUGGGAUGAGUCCAGAUGAAAUGAGCUGUAAUGGGGAUGCUUUUGGUGAAAUGGUGACGUCUCCACUUACCCAGCUCACCUUGCAGCCCUCUUCCCCUUUCACAACAACAGUCCGCAUUAAGGAGGAGCCCAACAGCCAGGCACCUCGGUCCUCCUGUUGUCUGGUAUCCACUACAGCGCCCCCUGUAGACAAGGACCGGAUGCUGCAGGAGAAGGACCGGCGCAUUCAGCAGCUCACGCGCAUGCUGUUGCAGAAGCAGCAGCUGGUGGAGUCUCUCCGCUCACAGCUGGAGGGCAAACCGGUCCGAGUGAAAGAGGAAUCUGCUGAUGUCAGUAUAGAGAUGGUCACAGCCGCUGUGAAAGAAGAGGUCAUAGAGGUGCAUGAAGAGAGUGAGAUGGCCACAGAGCCUCAGGCCCUCCCGCAGGCAGCGGAGACGCAGAUGCAAGCGCAGCUGCUGCAGCAGAGGUUGGAGCAGGACCGGCAGCAACAGCUCGUAAUGCAACAGAAUCAGCGUAACCUGCAGCAACAAGCGCAUCAGAGGAAGAGGAAAACAAACAAACAUCCUAACCAGAUGCAGGCCAAACCGCAUCUGCAAAAACAACAGGUGUCUCAGUCUGACACUAACCAGCAGUCAAGUCGCAUUUCUUCAGUCACAUUGGAUGUACCUAAAUCUAACUCCGCCCCCACAAUUGUGAUGGACAGCAAUGGCAACCAGUUCCUGCUAACUCUGUCAAAUCAAAACACAGAGAGACCAACCCGAGGACAACCCAAGAGCAAAAUGACCAAUCAUAUCACGCUUCAGAGACUACAGUCCACACCUAUCAGGCCACCCAGCCAAUCAGUCGCUGAGUUGCCUAAUAACAAUAACCAGUCCGAACGGCCCAUACAAACCGUCAUUUUGAAGCAGCCAAUCAAAAAGGCACUAAAGCCGGAUCUUAAAGUGACAUACAAUUACAAAAUGUCAAACUCUGCAUCCAUCUCAACGUCAUCCAAUUUCCAGACCUCCAUUUCUCCAAUGGAUUCCACAACCAACACCAGACCAACAUCUCCAAACAACAACAACAAUGAAAUGAUGUGUCAGGACCAGCAAGCUUUGCUCUCUUCUCCGACCUCCAGCUUGUGUUCUCCCAGUCCCAUUGGUCACCAGGAAAAUGGCUGUAACCAGCAGGUUGAUGACCUGUUUGACAUCUUAAUUCAGCGUGGAGACAUAUCAGAAAAUUUCAAAUCCACCCCUGAUCCCGUUCUCGAACGGCUCCGCCCAAAUACCCCUCUUUCGUUAAGCCCCUUUCCUCUCACCGUCUCCACCCCUCCCUCUGAUCUGCCCCUCAAAACUUGGAUUUUAGAACCUCAACCUCCGUCUAAUACCCACACCAACCGUGAGACGGGAAGCGGCCGUCUUGAAGAUUUCCUGGAAAGCACUACUGGCAAACCAUUGCUGGGUGUGGAGCCAGGAGGACCCAUGACGCUAAUCGUGGAUCUCCACAACCAAAUGCUCAGCACACCGAGUAUCCUCGACCACCCUUGUUCGCCGAUGGAUACGUGUGACCUGAGUUUCACUAGUCACUCGGUGUCAGACUCCGUUCCUGACAGUAUGGAUUGGCUAGACUUUGGAAUGGGUGGUGUUGGAGGGGAGGGGCCAGGGAUGAUGAACCUGAACGGACACGCCCCCUCUAGCUUAUUUUCGGCAGACUUUCUGGACACGUCGGAUCUUAAUUGGUCCACCUUUUAGCUUGUGAGGUUUUCUCGGAUGCCAGUCUGAGCCAGGAUUAUCAUCCUUCACUUACUAAAGGUUUUAUAAUUGUUUCCUGCAUUGACUUUUCUAGUUCAGAACAACUGAUGAAUUAGAUAAGAAACUUGCUACACUUUUCCUUAACCCUAACCCACUCAAAACACAAAAAUAUGCGCACACACGUACAUCUCAAAGAUGUUUAUUCUGUAUUUAUUUGAUCUGAAAGAUAGCAUUUGUUCAUCUGCUGUAAUUCACUAAAAUGUUUUCAUAUAUUCAGCAGAUGCUGUCGUGACGUCUCUCCAGAUGAAACACUCUUUCACAAAUGUCUCUGCGACAUACGUGUGGUUACUGGUAGUCACAAAAAAAACCAAGCAAUCUGUUUCUUAAUAGUAAAUGCACAUACAGUGUUGGUUUUUUUACAGCAACUAAAUAUAAAAUUUUGUCAUUUUAGAUGCUGAAGCAUCUUUUUGAGCUCGCUUUUACCAACCAAUGCAUUUAAUGCGUAUUCAAAACAUAUCCGUAUCUGGAUAUUACUAUAUAUAUAUAUAUAUAUAUAUAUAUAUAUAUAUAUACUCUUUCACAUCCCAAAAAUAAGCCAAUUUAAAGGGGCCAUAUCAUUAAAAUCUGACUUUUUCCAUGUUUAUGUGCUACAAUUGGGUCAUCAGUGCUUCUAAAAAGGAUCAACCCAGUAACGUAGUUUUAGAAACUAUUUUUUGCAAGCAUGUGAAAAAAUAGGUCAUUGAAAUGUGGCUCUCCUUGUGAUGUCAGAAGGGGAUCUUAUUAUAAUAAAAAUAAUACCGCCCCUUAAUCUGCACUAUCCAACCACAGCACUGCUAUUUAAUGCAAAGAGAAAAAGAGAGAGAAAAUAAUUGACAGCACAAUUGAGUUUCGAUUUCAACAAACUGCUGAUUAGUGCUUGCAUUUCAUCAGCUCAUUUGCAUUUUAAAGGACACAUCUAAAUAUGGCAAAUUUUAAUAUAUAAAGAUAUAAAUUAUCUAUAUGGUAUUUUGAGCUAAAACUUCAAAUACGUACAAAAUUUAUUUAUUUAUUUAAUUAGACUAAAAUAUAUGGCUUAAGUCUCAUUGCAUCCUUUUAUGGAGAAAGUGUUCGCAGUAUUAACCAAUGAUGACAAUAUCUUUAAACUUUUAUAUUAUUCAGCUACCUAGCUAGUUGUUUUUAUUUGCGGUAUUUUAUUCUAUUUUAGUAUCAAAAUGUCAGUGAGAAGACGAGGAAUAAUACUUAAUAAAUAAAACUUUAACUAUCAAGUGGCAGAUGCAAUGGAGAGCUGUUAUUAGUCGCGACUAAACAUUUGCAGAAUAAAAGUUUUGUACACACAAAUAUUAAAUGUGUGUGUAAUGUGUAUAAAAAUUAUGUAUAUAUAAAUGCACACACAUGCAUGUAUAUAUUUAAGAAAUAUUUGCAUGUGUAUAAACAUUGUAGAUUUAUAUAUAAUUUAUAUAAUAUAUAAAUAUUUAUUAUAUGAAUAUAUUUUUCCUUAAGUGUUUGUUUGUAUUUAUAUAUACAUAAUAUACUUUGAUGUACUUUGUAUAAUAAUAAUAAUUAUGUAAACAAAAACUUUUAUUCUGCAAACGAAUAGUCGUGCCUAAGCAUUAGGCAGCCCUAGCUGUUAUGCUUGUCUUUGGUAGCUUCAUUGAUGUUAAAUAAAAAAUAAGCCUACAAAAAACUGAACCAGAAGCGUUGUGACAUGUUUUGCAGAAUACGGAAGUUUGUUGCGCAAAUUCCCCAUUACCAUUCAGAUAUAGCUGAAAUAUUUUCUGAAGCGUAUUUUGUUGUCAUUCGGUUUACCUCUAAUACUGUAAGAAGGAAACUUAAAGGGAUACUUUACCCAAAAAUUUAAAUUCUGCCAUCAUUUACUCAUUUUCAUGUUGUUACAAACCUGUAUAAAUUUCGUAAAAUUCUCAAAAUGUUUUUCUUUGUGUUCAUCAGAACAAAGAAAUUUAUACAGGUUUGUAAAAACAUUAGGGUGAGUAAAUGAUAACAGAAUUUUCAUUUUUGGGUGAACUAUCCCUUUUACAGCUUUAUGUGUCCACAGUUAAGUUCGCAGUAUAGUCCGUUUUUAUUUUUACGUGAACGCACAUCCUUUCAAAGCAUGGUUUAUUUGACUCGUACGUGUAUGCAGACGUUCGUCGCAUGCGCAUUGCGACAAAAUACAGCACAUUUACCACAUGCGCACGGUUUGAAAAAUCUGGCGCUGAGCACUCUUCUAAUGACAAAUUGCGUUAUGUGUGCUGUACGCAGACCCUUGCAUACACAUAUAAAGUGGACCGUACUACUGCCUUUACCUAUUUUGUACAGUAGAGGUGCUGGAGAUAUUAUUUCAUGUACCGUAUAGAUCUGAGAUGUUAUACUGUAGAUUUAUCAGUUAUAUAUUUACAAUGAUGAACAGUAUAACACAAAAUCAAUAUGCUUUAUGCAUUCUUUGGUAUUAUGGACUUACGUCACAACUAUAAAGAAUAUUUAUAUUUGUUGCUGAGAGGAACGUGUACAGUUUUUGUUACUGGUAGUACUUUCAAUCAACAGAGAUAGCUGCCAACCACAGUAAUAACAAACUUGCAUUUUGCAAGAUCAAACAAAGUUAGGUGUUCAACUCUAAACAAAACUUGGGUGUUUUUCAUGCCAAGUUUACUUAGAAAUGAUUGCCAAAUCUUAUAAAUGUGAGGGAGGUUUAUCAAACCUAAAGAGGUUUAUUGCAAUCCUAUCCCUAAUGUGUAGAAAACAUCAAGUGAAGUUUAAUAUUUGAGUGUACUUGUUCUCAAAGUGGAGAAGUUGCCUGCACCUUUCAAACGUUUUUAUUUUAUUUUGCUUUCUUAUGGGACGUUGUGUUGUAUUGUAAAUAUGCUGCACUGUAUAUGAAUGUACAUGUUAUCUAUAUGCCUAUCACAGUGCAUGUCAUACUGUAUUUUGUCAAUACUCCUGUCUUUAAGUGGAGUUUUGAUUUGUAGUAAUUAAGAGAUAAUGAAUGUUUCUGAGAUGAUCUGAAUGUAUAGAUUUUACUGUAUAGAAGAUAUUUGCCAGAUAUAAUGAAGCAUAAUCGCAAACAAAUCAAUAAGCAAUUUUUGCAUUUCAAGGACCUAUAGACACUUGCAUAUAUUAUUGCUGUUACUCUGAAAGCUAUUAAUGCGCUGCUUGAAUGUACAUUUUUGUAUUGUUGCAUAUCAGCUCAGGAACCUACAGAUUUUACUGUGCGUGCGUGCGUGUCUGUGUGUGCAUGUAUGUUCAUAUAUAUGUGUGUGCGUGUACAUGUGUGUGUAUAUAUAUAUGUGUGUGUGUGUUGUGAGAGAGAGAUGUCAUUUGGGAGAAACAGCAUUAUUGUCUGCAGUAUUCACCGUCCAUCUGUCUGAAUUUGUUCUUUGGCUUGUACUUCAUGUGGUCGAGCCCAAACUCGGCUUCAUAUCCACAGGGUCCUCAGUCCACCACCCCCUGCAGUAAAGACUAAAUAUCAACAUUGGAUAAUUGUGUUACUGGGUGGGGCUUGAGAGCCUUUCAGGGUUUAAACUUAAGGUUUUUGUUUUUGGAAAAUAAAUAAACAUUAAUACA
Molecule: messenger RNA, 6945 nt
Organism: Paramisgurnus dabryanus
Lineage: Eukaryota; Metazoa; Chordata; Actinopteri; Cypriniformes; Cobitidae
Source: RefSeq, a predicted model, not a curated record